CCGGGCGGGGGGAGCGCCGGGAGCGCACCAAGAUGGCGACACCCGCAGUCCCUCCCGCAGCUCCCCCCGCGCCGCAGUCCGGCAGCGCCGCGCCGGGGCCGCGCUGAGCCCGCCCGACACGAGCUGACCUGCCCGGGGUGCAACAUCUCUAAAGAAGCUGCUGCAGGAUGAAAAGAUGGCAGCGCGGCUGCUCGCACCACCAGGCCCCGAGAGUUUUAAACCCUUCACUCCGGAGUCCCUGGCCAACAUCGAGAAACACAUUGCGGAGCUGAAGAAGAAGCAGCGCUCCAAGCAGGACAGCAGCCACCGGGACGACGAUGAAGACAGCAAACCAAAACCAAACAGUGACCUUGAGGCGGGCAAGAAUUUGCCUUUCAUCUACGGGGACAUCCCUAAAGGGCUGGUUGCUGUGCCACUGGAGGACUUUGACCCUUAUUAUAUGACCCAGAAAACCUUUGUAGUACUAAACAGAGGGAAAACACUCUUCCGAUUUAGUGCCACACCUGCCUUGUACAUUUUAAGUCCUUUUAAUCUGUUUAGAAGAAUAGCUAUUAAAAUUUUGAUACAUUCAGUAUUUAGCAUGAUCAUUAUGUGCACUAUUUUGACCAACUGUGUAUUCAUGACUUUUAGUAACCCGCCAGAAUGGUCAAAGAAUGUGGAGUACACAUUCACCGGGAUUUAUACGUUUGAAUCACUCGUGAAAAUCAUUGCCAGAGGUUUCUGUAUAGAUGGCUUCACCUUCCUGAGGGAUCCCUGGAACUGGCUGGAUUUCAGCGUCAUCAUGAUGGCAUAUGUCACAGAGUUUGUGGACCUUGGGAAUGUCUCAGCAUUGAGAACUUUCAGAGUUCUCCGAGCUUUGAAAACUAUCUCUGUAAUUCCAGGCUUGAAGACCAUCGUGGGUGCCCUGAUCCAGUCUGUGAAGAAGCUGUCGGAUGUGAUGAUCCUGACAGUUUUCUGUCUCAGUGUCUUUGCCCUCAUUGGGCUCCAGCUGUUCAUGGGCAAUUUAAGGAACAAGUGUGUGAUUUGGCCAAUUAAUGUGAACGAGACCUUCCUGGAUAAUGGCUCCAGGGGCUUCGACUGGGAGGAAUACACCAACAAUAUGUCAAAUUUUUACAUCAUUCCUGGCGCCCCUGACCCUUUGCUCUGUGGUAACAGCUCAGAUGCAGGCCAAUGUCCAGAGGGAUACACGUGCAUGAAGGCAGGACGGAACCCCAACUACGGCUACACGAGCUUUGACACCUUCAGCUGGGCUUUUCUGGCUUUAUUUCGCCUUAUGACUCAGGACUUUUGGGAAAACUUGUAUCAGUUAACUUUACGAGCGGCAGGAAAAACCUACAUGAUCUUCUUUGUGCUGGUGAUCUUUGUGGGAUCCUUUUACCUGGUGAAUCUGAUUUUGGCUGUGGUGGCCAUGGCCUACGAGGAGCAGAACCAGGCGACCCUAGAGGAGGCAGAGCAGAAGGAGGCAGAAUUCAAGGCCAUGUUGGAACAAUUGAAAAAGCAACAGGAAGAAGCACAGGCUGCUGCCAUGGUCACCUCAGCAGGGACAGUGUCUGAAGAUGCUGUGGAAGAUGAUGGUGGGGGGAGGAUGUCCCGGAGCUCCUCGGAGAUUUCCAAACUCAGUUCCAAGAGUGCCAAGGAGCGUCGGAACAGGAGGAAGAAGCGGAAGGACAAGGAGCUGUCGGAAGGAGAUGAGAAGUGUGACAAUGAGAAGGUGUUCAAAUCAGAAUCUGAGGAUGGCAUGAGGAGGAAAGCGUUCAGGCUGCCAGAUAACAGGCUGGGAAGGAAGUUUUCCAUCAUGAACCAGUCUCUCCUCAGCAUCCCGGGCUCCCCUUUCCUCUCCCGCCACAACAGCAAGAGCAGCAUCUUCAGCUACAAGGGGCGCUUCCGCGACCCGGGCUCGGAGAACGAGUUCGCGGACGACGAGCACAGCACGGUGGAGGAGAGCGAGGGCAGGAGGGACUCGCUCUUCAUCCCCAUCCGCGGCCGCGACCGGCGCAGCAGCUACAGCGGCUACAGCGGCUACAGCCAGGGCAGCCGCUCCUCGCGCAUCUUCCCCACGCUGCGCCGCAGCAUCAAGAGGAACAGCACCGUGGACUGCAACGGCGUCGUGUCCCUCAUCGGAGGGCCACCCUCCAGCAUGCCUGGUGGCCGCAUCCUGCCUGAGGGUACCACUGAGAUUGAAAUUAGAAAGAAGCCUGGUGGGUCGCUCUUGGUCUCAAUGGAUCAGGUGAAUGCAUCCUAUGGAAGGAAGGAUCGGACCAACAGUGUCAUGACUGGGUUGACCAACACCCUUGUUGAGGAGCUGGAAGAGUCCCAGAGGAAGUGUCCCCCUUGCUGGUACAAAUUUGCCAAUACCUUCCUGAUCUGGGAAUGCCACCCAUACUGGAUGAAACUGAAGGAGAUUGUGAACUUAAUUGUCAUGGAUCCUUUUGUUGACUUGGCCAUCACCAUCUGCAUCGUGCUGAACACGUUGUUCAUGGCCAUGGAGCACCACCCCAUGACCCCCGAGUUUGAGCACGUGCUCUCUGUGGGAAAUCUGGUUUUCACUGGGAUUUUCACAGCAGAAAUGUUCCUGAAGCUCAUUGCAAUGGAUCCAUACUAUUAUUUUCAAGAAGGCUGGAACAUCUUUGAUGGAUUUAUUGUCUCCCUGAGUUUAAUGGAGCUGAGCCUGGCAGAUGUGGAGGGACUUUCCGUGCUGCGAUCUUUCCGAUUGCUGAGAGUCUUCAAACUGGCCAAGUCCUGGCCCACUCUGAACAUGCUGAUAAAAAUCAUUGGUAACUCAGUGGGUGCCUUGGGGAAUUUGACCUUGGUGCUGGCCAUCAUCGUGUUCAUCUUCGCCGUGGUGGGAAUGCAGCUCUUUGGCAAAAGCUACAAGGAGUGUGUCUGCAAGAUCAAUCCGGAGUGUGAGCUACCCCGCUGGCACAUGCACGAUUUCUUCCACUCCUUCCUUAUUGUCUUCCGUGUGUUGUGUGGGGAGUGGAUUGAGACCAUGUGGGAUUGUAUGGAAGUGGCAGGACAGGCCAUGUGCUUGAUUGUCUUCAUGAUGGUCAUGGUCAUCGGAAAUUUAGUGGUGCUGAACCUGUUCUUGGCCCUGUUGCUGAGCUCCUUCAGCGCAGACAACCUGGCAGCCACGGACGAUGACGGGGAGAUGAACAACCUGCAGAUCUCGGUGAUCCGCAUCAAGAAGGGCAUUGCCUGGACCAAGGCCAAGGUUAGGGAGUUCAUGCAGGCCCACUUCAAGCAGAGAGAGGCCGACGAGGUGAAACCCUUGGAUGAGCUGUACGACAAGAAGGUGAACUGCAUUGCCAACCACACCGGGGCCGACAUCAACCGCGACAUCGACUUCCUCAAGAACGGCAAUGGCACCACCAGCGGCAUCGGGAGCAGCGUGGAGAAAUACAUCAUCGACGAGGACCACAUGUCCUUCAUCAACAACCCCAACCUCACCGUGCGCGUCCCCAUCGCCGUGGGCGAGUCCGACUUCGAGAACCUCAACACGGAGGAUUUCAGCAGCGACACGGAUCCUGAUGGCAGCAAAGAGAAACUUGAUGAGACCAGCUCCUCUGAGGGCAGCACCAUCGACAUAAAGCCUGAAGUGGAGGAAGUGCCCGUGGAGGCACCAGAGGAGUACCUGGACCCAGAUGCCUGUUUCACAGAAGGUUGUAUGCAGCGCUGCAAGUGUUGUCAGGUCAAUAUUGAGGAGGGGUUGGGAAAGUCUUGGUGGACCUUGAGGAAAACUUGUUUCCUAAUUGUGGAGCACAAUUGGUUUGAGACUUUCAUCAUCUUUAUGAUCCUCCUGAGCAGUGGGGCACUGGCUUUUGAGGAUAUUUACAUCGAGCAGAGGAAAACCAUCCGGACCAUCCUGGAGUAUGCAGACAAGGUCUUCACUUACAUUUUCAUCCUGGAGAUGCUGCUGAAGUGGUGUGCCUAUGGAUUUGUGAAAUUCUUCACCAAUGCCUGGUGCUGGUUGGAUUUCCUCAUCGUGGCUGUCUCUUUAGUCAGCCUUAUAGCUAAUGCCCUGGGCUACUCGGAACUAGGUGCCAUAAAAUCCCUUAGGACACUAAGAGCCUUGAGGCCUUUAAGAGCGUUGUCCCGAUUUGAGGGGAUGAGGGUGGUUGUCAAUGCCUUGGUUGGCGCUAUCCCUUCCAUUAUGAAUGUCUUGUUGGUCUGCCUUAUCUUCUGGCUGAUUUUCAGCAUUAUGGGGGUUAACCUGUUUGCCGGGAAAUAUCAUUACUGCUUUAAUGAAACAGCUGAGCAUCGCUUUGAGAUAGAUGUUGUUAACAACAAGACAGACUGCGAGGCUCUGAUGCCACCCAACUCCACGGAGAUCCGAUGGAAGAACGUGAAAAUUAACUUUGACAACGUUGGGGCAGGAUAUCUGGCUCUGCUGCAAGUUGCUACAUUCAAGGGCUGGAUGGACAUCAUGUAUGCGGCUGUAGAUUCCAGAAAGCAAGAAGAGCAGCCCAAGUAUGAGGACAACAUUUACAUGUACAUCUAUUUUGUUAUUUUCAUCAUCUUUGGCUCCUUUUUUACCCUGAACUUGUUCAUUGGUGUCAUCAUCGACAACUUCAAUCAACAAAAGAAAAAGUUUGGAGGUCAAGAUAUUUUCAUGACAGAAGAACAAAAGAAGUACUACAAUGCCAUGAAAAAACUGGGCUCAAAGAAGCCUCAAAAACCCAUUCCCCGACCUCUGAACCGCAUCCAAGGAGCCGUCUUCGACUUUGUCACUCAGCAAGCCUUCGACAUCGUCAUCAUGAUGCUCAUCUGCCUCAACAUGGUGACCAUGAUGGUGGAGACAGACACGCAGAGCAAGCAGAUGGAGGACAUCCUUUACUGGAUCAACUUUGUGUUUGUCAUCUUCUUCACCUGUGAGUGUGUGCUGAAGAUGUUUGCCUUGAGGCACUACUAUUUCACCAUCGGGUGGAACAUCUUUGACUUCGUGGUUGUGAUUCUGUCCAUCGUGGGGAUGUUCCUGGCUGAAAUCAUUGAGAAGUACUUCGUGUCACCCACUCUGUUCCGAGUCAUCCGCCUGGCUCGCAUCGGCCGCAUCCUGCGAUUGAUCAAGGGAGCCAAAGGGAUCCGCACGCUGCUUUUUGCCUUAAUGAUGUCCCUGCCUGCCUUGUUCAACAUCGGCCUCCUGCUCUUCCUGGUCAUGUUCAUCUUCUCCAUCUUUGGCAUGUCCAACUUCGCUUACGUCAAGCACGAGGCCGGCAUAGACGACAUGUUCAACUUUGAGACCUUUGGCAACAGCAUGAUCUGCUUGUUCCAGAUCACCACCUCGGCCGGCUGGGACGGGCUCCUGCUGCCCAUCCUGAACCGGCCCCCAGACUGUGACCUGGACAAGGAGCACCCGGGCAGCGGCUUCAAGGGGGAUUGCGGGAACCCCUCGGUGGGGAUAUUUUUCUUUGUGAGCUACAUCAUCAUCUCCUUCCUGAUUGUGGUCAACAUGUACAUCGCCAUCAUCCUGGAGAACUUCAGCGUGGCGACGGAGGAGAGCGCGGAUCCGCUCAGCGAGGAUGACUUUGAGACCUUCUACGAGAUCUGGGAGAAGUUCGACCCCGACGCCACGCAGUUCAUUGAGUACAGCAAGCUGGCGGACUUCGCCGACGCCCUGGAGCAUCCCCUGCGUGUCCCAAAGCCCAACACCAUCGAACUCAUCGCCAUGGACCUGCCUAUGGUAAGUGGGGACAGGAUCCACUGUUUGGACAUCCUGUUUGCCUUCACCAAACGUGUCCUGGGGGACAGCGGGGAGCUGGAUAUCCUGAGACAGCAGAUGGAGGAGAGGUUUGUGGCUUCCAACCCUUCCAAAGUGUCUUAUGAGCCCAUCACCACCACGCUGCGGCGCAAGCAGGAGGAGGUGUCGGCGGUGGUGAUCCAGAGGGCUUACAGGGCUCGUUUGGCACGACGGGGCUUCAUCAGCCGAAGGCCUGCCACCACCAAACUGGAGAACGGGGGAGCCAACAGGGAGAAAAAGGAGGGCACCCCCUCCACGGCGUCCCUGCCGUCCUACGACAGCGUCACCAAACCCGAGAAGGAGAAACAGCAGCGGGUGGAGGAGGGCAGGAGAGAAAAGGCAAAGAGACAAAAAGACGCCAGGGUGGCCAAGUCUUGAGAGACACACACACAAACACAGAGAGAGAGAGAGAGAGAGAGAGAGGAAAAAAAUUAACAACAAAAAAAAGUAGAAUUGUACGAAUUAAAAUAUUUGCAAAUGAAAAAAAAAAAAAAGAUUGUUUACAAACUUCCUGAAAUAUAUCAAUACAGAACAGCUGUGGAGACACUUACCUGAAGAUCUUAUACCAAACAUAGUCUGCUUACUGUGUGACAGCGUUGCAUCUAAAGCAGUGACCUACCACCUGUUUAAAGGACCCUGUAAACAAACAUUUAAACACAAAAAAAAAGGAAAAAAAAAGGAUUUUCUAUUGUUUGGGCAGGUGGAUACUGCAUGUUCCACAUCAGUCAAUGCAACUUAGGACAAACAAGCAAAAUAAACCACACACACACACAAACACACACAGAGCAACAAAACCCGCUGCUGGGAUUCAUGUAUUUUCCAAAGCAGCCCCAAAUGGAUUUUAUUUUCCCAUUUUGUUGAUUAUUCUCAGAAGAAAACCCAGAAGUCACAGUGUCAAUGGGUUUAUUCAUGCAAAACUAGAUUUGCAUUUAGUUAAGCAGAAAAAAAAACAAACAAAGAAACAAAAAAAAAAAAAACAGGAAAAAAAUUGAAAAAAGAGUUAAAACAAGUAGAACCAAAAAAAAAAGGAAAAAAUGAAGCAAAGCACCCAUUAAGCCCACUGAGUUACCAUAGUUUAUUUGAGAUUUAUUAUUUGCAUUCUACUUUCUACAUGGGCUUUACUUGGUUUGGGAGAUGGGGCAGUCGGGUACCUUCAGCCUGGAGCCAGCUCGGGCUGAUCCCCCCCCAAAAAACAAAGUGCUCGUUAACGCCUAGAAGCGAUUUUUGCAGAUUUUUGCAGAUUUUUGCAUGAUGGCAUGACCAGGGACCAUGCAUGAGGAACCACAACCAGGGGACACACAGUCACCUGUCCACAGAGGUGUGUUAAGCCAUAAAUUUGAGGCACUCCACUGAGUAUCUACCGCACACUGUAUUUUGGAGAGAAACCUUAGUGAUGCUCCUGCCCGGCACCAGUACUCCCAGUUCAUAGAGAAUCUUCCAUAAACCUGCCAGUAGAAGAAAAAAAAAAAAAAAAAAACAACAACAAAACCGCAGUGUAGCUCUAAAACCACAAAAUCCCCCAAUAGAACAAGCAGGUGAAUGAAUUGUGUGUGUCUGUUUCACAAUUUUGACUUUCUUUUCCAUACAGCCAUGGUUUUUUGCACACUGAAACAGAACAAAAUUCCAAAAUGCUGCUCUGGACCUCACCAAAGGGGAGAGGAUAAAUCUGGGAAUGGCUUGUUAUCCAUGUCACUGUAAAUCCAAAACCUAGGGCUUCAACCAGCCAGCAAGGUCAGUUGUAUCCUGCAGUAUUUAGCAUUAAUAUUAAUUGUCCUUCAGCCUCCAUCCUGCAGUGUAGACACUUCCUUUGGUAGAGAUAAAUGUUAAAAAAAAAAAAAAAGCAGCACAUUACCUCUGCUGGUAGGAAUUUGGGGAGCUCACUCACAGCACUGCUGGGGUGGAGGGCAGGGUUGGGAGGCACCCUCGGGGUCAGGACCCACUUUUGGGGUCGGGACCCACCCUUGGUUGUCCCAUGGCCAUCGUGGCUCCUGCUCUGGGGGGGUGCAGAGCUGGACCACGGGGUGCUGAGGUGUGGCCAGGAGGAGUUUUGGGGCUGCAGCCCAGGAGGGGCCAGGUGCCUUCACCUUGCCCCCAUUUCCCACACCUGCCCCAGGUGGCCCUGGGGGUGCCUCUGGGCUGGUCUCACUGCAGCAGAAGGAGCAUCACGAGCCACGUUCGGCUGUUUUCUGUUUCCUCACGCCCAGCUCCCUCUUGGGGUGUCCUCAGCCAGUCUCAGGCCAGCCCCACUCAGGUUGGGAUGUCCCUUCAGGGUGGUGGCACCAGAGAGGGGAAGCCGAGGGUCACUGCAGGGGUGACAUCCAAACUAAGGGUACCCAAAGUAGGGAAAAAGAAAACCCCAAUACACCAGAGCUUGAUGGGAGGAUGAAUCUCAGUUUGCAUAAUCCCAUAAACCCAGAAAAUGCCAGGAAUCACCUAAAAUAAACCAAACCCAAGCAGGAAGCCAUCCAGCAGCCAUCUGUGCCACUUUGGCAACCUCGGGGCAGCCACGGCACGGGAGCAGCUCUGCCCCCCAGCAGAGACCUCGUCUGUCCUGCCCCAUUGCUCCCAGGAUGGGAUGUAUAAUAAUAAAAAUAACAACAAAGAAACAACAACAAAAAAAAUCUACAUACAUAUGUACAGGCUACGUUGUAAACAGCACAAAAAAAAAAAGAAAAAAAGGAAAAAAAUAGCUGAAAAGUGUGUUUGAACUUUUUAAGAGAAUAUUAUAAAUACUGUAAUAUAUCAUUUUAUUUUAUUGGCAUGCCUUUUUGUAAAUACAACGAACUACAAAAAUUAUAGAAUGGCUUCUGGCUUAUGCCAUUGUCCAUGGUUAUUUUUAUUUUUUUAAGAUUUUUCUGUUGUCCUUAGAUUUUAGAUAGCCAGGAAAUGUCCCCCAAAGGAAAAAAAAAAAACCAACUACAACAACAAAAAAAUUCCAAAUGAAAACCUAACCCCCUCAAAAUAGGAUAAUCUAUAAUAAACAAAAGCUUUAUUGCAAGUGGUAUUUGCAGCAGCAAAAGUGACUAUUUUUGGGUUCCAAUGUGCAAUAAGUCAACCACUUCUAUGCAAGAUUUGGCUGAAUUUCAUAAUUGUUCCUAGGCUGGGCUGAGUCUUGUAGGUGACGCUCGGUGCGUUGGCGUUUGUGCUGGCAACUCCUGAAGCUGCUCAAUGACUUUAAAAUAAAAAAGUCCCUUCAAACUCUGUGUGUGUAUAUAUAUAUAUAUAUAUAUAUAUAUAUAUAUAUAUAUUUUUUUUUUUUUUUUUUUAAUGUUUUGUCAGUGUGAGACUCAACAGGAAGGGGAGGGAGGAAGUUCUUCAGCUUCCUGUUGGCUGGAGUUGGUUCUUCUGCUCAAAAAAGGGAGUUUGGGCUGUUUGGGGAUAUUUUUCUCCUUUGGUUUCCUCCCUAGGGCAGAUGUUUGUGUUGGGUCUUCACUGGGUGAAGCCAAAGUUGGAGGAAAUUUUGGGCAAAGAGCCUCAGGGUUUGUCCCACCCAGAUCUCCAAAUUCUAACAUGUUGUUCACAGAAUUCCCAUUCUGGAUUCAGGGUUUUGGGAGCAAAUUAAGGGGGGUGACAUCAGUAGGAAGGUGUAGCCAAAACUCACAACCACACCAAGGAGUUCCCUUCCCUCUCCCACCUCUAAAAUCCUCCCUUUUGGGUUAAUUUGUGACUCCAAAAGUGUGGAGGGGAGGGCAUUAAUGAAAUGCCAGUCCAAGCUGCUUUAUUCACUUUCCUCUUCACAUUUUCUGAAAAUAUAGAAGCCAGUGUUGGGGGAAAAAAAAAAAAAAAGUCAGGUAACCCCAUGGUGUUGCGUAGAGGCCACACCCGAGUUUGAAUGAUUUUUCUGCUGCAAAAAUAAAAAAAAAAAUUAAGAAAACCAACAAGCCAACAAUCUGUUCAAGCUGUAAAAGCUCGAUAGUGAAGAUUAGUGUAUUAGAAAUUGCAUGGUGGCUCAUACCGGUCUUACCCAACAUGAUUAACAAUUACUAUAAGCCAAAAGAAAAUUAAAUAAACUGGAAUAAAUGAAAUAAAUUCCCUUUUCACUGUACAAGGGAAGGGUGUCUUGGUGUCCCAGUUAUUCUCACUCCUCCUCCCCUUUUCCUGCCACUCUGGGCUUCCCCCAAGGCAUUUUAGGGUGGUUUUGGGGAGCAGAGUGAGGUGCAGGAGGAGCUGUUGGAAGGUUUUUGGUGAUAAAGGUCUCAGGUGGCUCAGCCCUGCUGGGGCUGGGGGGUCGGUGCCUGCUUGGGGCUCCCUUUGAGGCAGGUGGGGGCCCCAGACAGGUGAGGAUGGGGGCUCCAGGCAGGUGAGGACCCCAGGCAGGUGAGGAUGCUGGAUCUGCUCUGGCAGGGGAGAAUGUUGUUCUGUGAUGGCUCACCCUGUAACUGCUCACCUUAACUCCUCAUCCUGUAUCCCCUCACCUGUAACCCCAUAUCCUAAAACCCUUCCCCUAUAACCCCUCACCUUUAACCCCUCACCUGUAACCCCUCAUCCCUAACCCCUCAUCUGUAACCCGCUCUCCUCUCACCUGCAGCCCCCAUCUCUUGCACUAAAAGACCCAGGGAAGGACCCCAAAGCCCUCUGAGUCUGUCCUCCCCCAGGGGGUUGGGGGACAGCAGCAGCUCUGCAGGGCUGCUCUGGGGACUCCUGCUGCCCCCCAGUGCUGCCAGUCCCCCCACAGCUGACUCCACCCCUGCCCUGGGCUUCCCUUCCUCACACCGACCCUGAAAGGGAUCCCCUGCAGUGACAGGACUGGCUCAGCUGCUCAGUGGUGCUAAAGGGCCCUGAAUUGGGGCUGGGGCUGGCCACAGGUGACCCUCACCUGCACCCCAGCACCUGCCUGCACCACUCCUGACCAGAAGGGCUGAGCUGGGCACGAGCCUCAUCAAAGGCAGAUUUAACCCUGCUGAAUGCCCAAGGCACCACCUUGGAAUUGCUUUUGAUAUUUGAUUUUCGGUCACUUUGGGAUUAUUUUUCAUAGGAAGCAUAAUUAUGAGUUUUGGUCCAGUUUGUUGAACAGAUGUGAAUUUUGCUGCUCAGUUGAGGCCAGUCCAAGCAAAGCCAGAGCGUGGUUGUGCCGACCUGCACCUCCCCCGUGUCACACACACUGGUACCACUGGUUUAACUGGGUGCAGGGAUGGAGGAUUCCCAGUUGUCCCCACCUGUGACUGUGGUGGCUCAUUCCCUACCUCACAGGGGUGUUGUGAGGCUUCAUGAGUGACCGAGCGUGCUGCACUGAGGAUCCCAGAGCUGUGGGCAGGCAUUGUGGGGCACUCAGGGGUGACCAAAAUGCUGCUGUGACAGCCCCACACCCUGUGCCUGCUGUGCAGCUGUGGGGCAGGGCCACUUCUCCCCUCUGAUACCUGCUCAGGCCACUGGUGUUGGCCCCGUGCUCCCCUCCCACCCGGUUUUUCUCUCUGUUCUGUUUUACCGGGGAGAGGAGGAGGAUGCAGCUGGGGGAGGGUGGAGGAAGGCGAUGGAGGGACGGGCUGGGAGUUCCAUGGCUGAACUUUGAGUUCCUUUGUACUGUACAUCUUUUUACUUUGGAAUUUGCAAUAAAGAGGUAUGUCCAUCUUGUUUUAACAA
Haemorhous mexicanus (house finch) is the source of this 11314-nucleotide messenger RNA. RefSeq names its product sodium voltage-gated channel alpha subunit 8 (gene SCN8A). Gene Ontology annotation, cellular component: voltage-gated sodium channel complex; plasma membrane; axon. Gene Ontology annotation, biological process: sodium ion transmembrane transport; membrane depolarization during action potential; neuronal action potential. Lineage: Eukaryota; Metazoa; Chordata; Aves; Passeriformes; Fringillidae. Bases 176 to 6112 code for a protein of 1978 amino acids. The record is from RefSeq and is a predicted model, not a curated record. The transcript is spliced from 27 exons. Gene Ontology annotation, molecular function: protein binding; voltage-gated sodium channel activity.